This is a messenger RNA of Sceloporus undulatus (fence lizard), 1559 nucleotides long. RefSeq names its product galectin-5-like. Gene Ontology annotation, biological process: negative regulation of type II interferon production; negative regulation of CD4-positive, alpha-beta T cell proliferation; positive regulation of gene expression. The coding region runs from base 113 to 511 and encodes 132 amino acids. NCBI's taxonomy places the organism in Eukaryota, Metazoa, Chordata, Lepidosauria, Squamata, Phrynosomatidae. The transcript has 4 exons. Gene Ontology annotation, cellular component: nucleus; cytosol. The record is from RefSeq and is a predicted model, not a curated record. Gene Ontology annotation, molecular function: galactoside binding; carbohydrate binding.
UAUUUAGAAUAAACCAUUGUGGAUACACAGUCAUAUAUUCUUGUUCUUUUUCUGUCCAUAGCAAGGGAACAGCUUUCCACCCGGACCGUAUUUUCCAUCCCAAACUUAUUCGAUGCCUUAUCGCAAUCAGAUCUUUGGAGGCCUUUUCCCAUCCAGAUCUAUUACACUCUCAGGAAUGGUGCCACCAAAUGCAACCAGGUUCCACAUCAACCUGAAGGCUGGGAACACCACCGCUCUCCAUAUAAAUCCCCGGUUCAAUGAGAACGUCAUUGUUCGAAACUCCAAACUCAACAACUGUUGGGGGUCAGAGGAUCGCCAUCUCCCCAUAGGGAUGCCUUUGUCCCGGGGCCAAGCCUUCUCCAUUUGGAUCCUCUGCGAAACCCAGUGCUUCAAAGUGGCUGUGAACGGACAACAUCUCUUUGACUACAACCACCGCUUCCCGAAUCUGCGGCAGAUAGAUCAGCUGGAGGUGGAGGGCGACGUAACGCUCAGCGGGGUUCAGAUUUCUUAAAAAGAGAUGUUUAGUUUGGCUUUUUUAAAAUGCAACUUGCACAGAAUUCUCCUUUCAUUCCUACUUCUCCCAGUUGGAGAAGACCAGCUCCACUACGCUCCACAAUUACCAUUUUGCCUGUUAUCUUAAAUACUCAAUAGGGUUGGAAAGAAGCUUUUCGAAAGCUCCCAAGUAAGGAAAUGUUCAUUCCCUCGCCAAACUGCAAAUCCCAGGAUUUUGUCCAAAGGACCCAUGGCAGUUAAAGUACCACGGAUGGGAAUCACGCAAUACUCCAGACGUUGUUGGACAUCUCCGAUGGUAGUAACUUUUUCCCUUGUACUUCAUUGGCUAUGCUGGCCAGGGCUGCUGGGAGUUGCAAUCCAAAAACAUCCUUGGUCUAAAUCGUGAAACUUGGGGUCCGUCCGCAAGACACAACCAGAUGUUUUGGACUACAGUUCCCAGUAUUCCUGACAGUUGGCCAACCUAAACUUCUGGAGGAGCAAAGUCUGAGAACCGCUGGUUUAUAGCAACAACUUCCCCACGACCAUCGAGGUUUCUACACUUCUCACAAAGGCUCUUCCUCCAUUUGGAAAGGUUGAAAUAUCUCUAAGGCUUGGUUUGUUGUUAAUGCAGAGCGUUAAACUAAAAUACGCUGGUCCUUUGGGUCCUACCUUUUUGGCUUUCGCUUUACCUAUCCUUAAAAUCCAGCCUCCUCCGAAGUAUUUGUCCGAAAUCGAAUCUAGUUCCUGACGCUGACACUUACUACGCAGAUAUCAAAGUUUGGAGAUAGGCGACAUUCAAAGUUGGCAUCGACUCAAAAUGGUCGGAAGAGCGGCUUCUCUCAUUUGCCCUUUAAUAUUAAAAUUAGCCCAAGAUGUGUACUUUUCUUAAGAGGCUUCGCCAAUUGACAUCCUCUCAAAAUGUUUUAUGUUCCAGAAACACAGAUUUGCAUUUUUAAAUAUGUAUGUUAACUAGAAGAUUAGGUUGUGUACUCCAAUCCCGAUUCUAAAUUUGGAUCACUUGGUUGCGUUGUCGAUGCUUUGAAUAAACUUAACCCCGUUCGUUCGUA